AUGGCCUUGGUCUUGGCCUGUGCUCUUCUCUUGCCACCAAUUCAGUAUGUGCUCUUCUCAUGCCGCUGUGAGUCUGUGACAGCCAAGGCCGGGGAAAGCUUUAACGGUCUAUUUGUUAGUAUAAAUAAGUAUGCUUUUCUUCUCCAGAAUUUCAUCGACAUCGUCGACACGUUCUGGACGCAAUCAGAGCGGUUCGGCACCGAGAUCUUCACGGAGACAGUCACCAAGGUCGAUUUCUCCUCGAGGCCGUUCAAGCUCUUCAUGGAUUUGAGAACUGUGCUCGCCGAUGCCGUCAUCAUCUCCACCAGAGCUGUCGUGAAACGGUUGAGCUUCGUCGGAUCUGGCGAAGGCGCUGGUGGGUUCUGGAACCGAGGGAUCUCAUCCUGUGCUGUAUGCGACGGCGCCGCUCUGAUCUUUAAGAACAAACCUCUGGUAGUUAUCGGCGGCGGAGACUCUGCGAUGGAGAAGGUUUAUAUAAUCCACAGGUGCGAUACGUUUAGAGCGUCGAAGAUCAUGCAGCAGAGGGCGUUGUCGAAACCUAAGAUUAAAUUGAUUUGGAACUCUGUGGUGGAGGCAUAUGGAGAUGAGAAUGGGAAAGGUGUGCUUGGUGGUUUGAAGGUGAAGAACGUUAUUGUUAGUGGUGAUGUUUCGGAUUUGAAAAUAUCUGGGUUGUUCUUUGCGAUUGGUCAUGAACCGGCAACGAAGUUCUUGGAUGGGCAGCUUGAGCUUGAUGAGGAUGGGUAUGUGGUGACCAAGCCUGGUACCACUAAGACGAGCGUUCUUCUCUACGAGGCUGUGGAUUUCUAACUAUAUAAAAGGACGCUCCAGCUCCUAUGCCAAAAGAUACAAAUUUGGAUGUAAUUAGAGUCUUAGCUGAUGUAAUAAACCACCUGAUUCUCAUAUAUUGCAAAGCCUCAGAGUUAUUUGCAAGACAUGGUUUGAUGGUUAUGGUGAACUCAGUAUGACUGCAGCAUAGAACAAGCCGUUGGUGGGGUGUUUUACAAAAGUUCAGAACUCAUCAGUCCGUAUAACAACUUGCUUAGCUGUGGGAUUGUUAUAAAGAUGGUUGUUGAAGGUGAGUAACCAUAUGUUGGAUGGGAGAAGAAGCGAAUAAGCAAGUCAGAGUUGGAUGGGUUUCCUUUAAUUUACAUUUUAUUGAUGGAGAUGGCAUGAACAACAGAAGAAACUCACAAAAAGUCAUCAGGCUGUCAUUCAAUUGGCUGCAAAAGGAAAAGUUCAAGUACAUGAGAGGAUGAACAAUACAAUUAAUCCAACAAUUGGCAGAAGAACUUUCAAUCAAUAGACUGAAACCCGAAAGGAAGAGAAGCAACACCUUCUUUUUCUUCAUGUGCCUUUGCAGCAUGAUGAUUUAGUGUAGCUUUGUCAGCAGAUGCCGUUCUUAAGCGAAAAGAAGAUAUAAAUGCUGGGAGUAUUUGUAUUUUUUAAACUAACGUUGAUUAACACUUUCACCUGAGAGGUACUGUAAUAGAAAGUUAUUUUUCAUUGA
This is a messenger RNA of Brassica napus (rape), 1507 nucleotides long. RefSeq names its product thioredoxin reductase 2-like. The transcript has 7 exons. Bases 1 to 807 code for a protein of 268 amino acids. NCBI's taxonomy places the organism in Eukaryota, Viridiplantae, Streptophyta, Magnoliopsida, Brassicales, Brassicaceae. Gene Ontology annotation, molecular function: oxidoreductase activity. The record is from RefSeq and is a predicted model, not a curated record.